AUGUUUCCUGUAGCCCUGUUUUUAAUAAUCGCCUUCAAUUUCAGCGGUAUCAGCGUUCAGUUCGAUACUGAGGAAGCGGCAGUGAAGGCGAACGAGCAAGUCAAGCCACUGCUGUUGCGUCUGAAUAGAUCAAAUGAGAAAGCCCGCAGACGAUCUUCUAAAUCUGAGGAUGUAUCUCAACCAGAAAAGUGGGAAGUGGAUGAUCCUGACUGUUUCAAGAAAUUGUACGUCAGCCAACUUUUGCCGGGUACAGAAGAAGACCUCAUUCUAGCGAUAUUUGGUAAAGAAUCCUUGAAAAGCGUCAAGACAUUUCCUGAUGAAAAGUUUAGUGACGGCAGCAGAGCAGCGGUGCUGACGUUUCAUUCUAAGGAACUCGCUGAUCAGGCUAAAUGCGAAUUUGAUGGUUUCAGCGUAGACGACGGAGAGACUUAUAGUGUAAUCUUUCCAGAGAUCGAAGCGGACAGGCUUCGCAGAGAACAGCAGUGGCUGUCAGGCAGCAAGGAACUCAACUCUACUAAAAAUGCUGUAAUGCUGAAUGGACAGCGAUCAUCCGGUGAAGCCGAUUCGGUCCAAGAGUUACGGAUACCGAAUAGUGACUCGUAUCGCCCUUUUCAUCACGAGGCAGGAUCCUCAGACAAGCUUACUGUAGCUGGUGAAGGUACAAUCAGUUGUAUACCGUCUACCAGCGGACCGCCGGUGGAAAAUGAUCACACUUUGUUGUCAUCGAAGAAGGCUCUUGGCAAAGCUGGUAAUCUUUGGUCCGCCCAGAUUGUCGAAAACCGCAGCGCUGAUCAGAACGACAGCCCCACAACAAAGAGCGCCGAUGGUGGAGGUUGGAAAGCAAAGACAAAUCAGCCGAAUUCGUUGCCCGUGGUAGAGUCUUCUGAUUCAGCACCGGUUCCCCCACCUCAGCGUCACAACUACGGUGGAUCCGGCUCUUCACAGCAGCAGCCCACCCACCACCAGGCGGAGAGCGUGGAGUUGAGCGUCUCUGAUAUUCAACGUAUAAUCGAACGAAUCAUGGAACGAGACCGAGUAAACUGGGCAGAAUUGAGCUCUGCCCACGAUCUCUGGAUGAUCAUCCAUCAAACGGUGCAGGAAAUGGGCUGGCAGCCUGAAGAGACCUUGAAAGAAGCCAUGAUGACUACCUUACAUUGCGCACUCUCCAAGUCAGAAGUCGAUUGGCUGCGAAAUCAUCUCUUGGCUUUGAUCAGGAUUUGGAAGAAGGAGAUAGAAAACAAGUCGCGUAGUAAAAUCCGGAAGCAGAUCCAGCUAGCGGAUCUGGAUAGCACAACGGAAGUGCCUGGCGCCAGUUAUGUGCCUCCUCCGGAAAAUCAAUUACCCGAAAAGCGUAGGAAAGGCCACAAACGUAACCUAAAGCAGCUAAUGGGUGUGGGUGCGAUGCUGGCGAGUGUUCAGAAGGAGUCAAGUGGUGUUGCUGACUCUUCAGGUGACAGAAAGCGAGAUGAGGAACGAAGACACAGCCAUCGACGGCAGAAGGAAUCCGCUUCAGAGUCGGGCGAGGCAUCCAGCACCAGUAGUGACGAAUCGGAGAGUCAAGAAGUGGCAGAGCUUGCAGAGGCUUCGAAGACGCAACAGUCGCAAUCCAGUAGCCAGAACAGUGAAUCUUCGGACGAUGAACGUCAAAGGAAGCGACGGAAGGCAAGGAAGCGAUCGAAACAGGGUGGCGGCGGGGAUGGCAUACCUAAGUUGUCGUUUGGCAAUUUAAAUCCAAUGGCAAUGCAGCAGUGGAUAUCGCAGAUGAUGCCGGCUAUGAUCCAGGUAAUGCCUCUGAUGGCGCAGAUCAUGCAAAUGCGCAUGGGAACCCUGAGCAGUAUGAACCCGCAGCAACAGCAACAGAUGAUGCAGCAGCUGAAUCAGCAAGUGCAGCAGGUGAAUAACGUACCCUCCACUGCUCAGUCAGUAAAUCCUCCACUUCACCAGCAACAGGCGAUGGCAAUGAACUGGAUGCAGCGAAUGAUGGCCCCUGCCGCGGCACCUGUUCCGCAGAACUCUGGUGGUAUGCCAUAUCCAAGCAGUUUCAGUGCACCUCCGCCGCCGCAAGCACUUUAUUCGUAUAAUGGCGUUCCCCCGCCAAGUUUUCCAUCUCCAGCCAGUGGAUACUCGGCCCAUUGA
Soboliphyme baturini is the source of this 2136-nucleotide messenger RNA. Lineage: Eukaryota; Metazoa; Nematoda; Enoplea; Dioctophymatida; Soboliphymatidae. The record is from the annotation of a GenBank genome assembly.